Cylindrotheca closterium is the source of this 3771-nucleotide messenger RNA. Lineage: Eukaryota; Bacillariophyta; Bacillariophyceae; Bacillariales; Bacillariaceae. The record is from the annotation of a GenBank genome assembly.
AUGAUGACAAUGAGAAGACAUCGUUAUUACCAGUCUGUUCUCGCUCUACUAGUGAUACAAAUAUUACAGCAUUGCUCUGCUGUUGCUGCUGGAAAUGAUGUAGAAAUUGCAGCAAAGAAUCUAAUUGCUUGGAUUUCCACCUUAGACCAUGGAUUUUUCAAUGACAAGCAAGGGCUGGUCGACGGUAACAAGCUGGUGGCUACCAAACCAAUUAAAAAGGGUGAAUUGCUGCUGCAAGUUCCCUGGGACGCUAUUCUCAUGGAUGAAAAUGUCUUGCAAGCCGAAAUCAAUUGCGAUUUGGUGCAUCGAUUGGCGCAUGAAUUGGCAGCAGCAGCAGCAGCAACAACAACAACAAAAAACAACGACGAAGAAACCAAUCCAUACAUUCAAUAUCUGGCAUUGCGAAAGAGACAUCAAAUACCCAGUGAUUUUACUGAUUUUGGCAAGGAAAUCUUGAUGGAUCUAUUGUCCUAUACCACAUCCGAAUUGCCACCCCAAGAACCCUUUAGUUGGCUCGACGAAGAUUGGUACGGCAAGGAUGGCUGUCAAGGAGAUCCUUCCGAUGAUGUUGCCAAGCAGGCGGCCAUGCUAUACGUUCAACUGCAAUACAAUGACAUGAUGGUGCCAAUAUACGACUUUUAUCGACACCGGAAUGGACCCAAAUACUACAAUACCUUUGUGGUUCGUGAUAUGAACAAUAACAACAACAACAACAACAACAAUAAGGGCAUGCAAGUGGCCGCGUUGAGAGACAUUGAGGUGGGUGAAGAGUUGCACCAAUCCAUUAAUCAAUGUCAUGAUUGUCACGAAAGUUAUCAAAUGUAUGGAUCUUCGGAACUCUUCCGCGACAAGGGAAUCAUUGAAGAGUUUCCACAGCGAUGGGUCAUUGAUCCCGAUUCCAUUGUCUUUGAAUUGCAUCAAAAUGACAACAAUGACGGCAAGAUUGAUGUCCAUUGGGUCACGCCGCUUCCAUAUUUUGAAGGAUACCUACGGGAACUCAUCAAGCGUCUGGAAAGUAGUGUCUUUCAUUUGCAUUUCAUGAGGACCCGGGCAUUUAAUCUAUAUCAAGAUCAAGUCCAAGACCAACAAGAAUGGGACUUGAUUUGGGAAUACAAUCGUCAAUUGGCCAAUGCCUUGGCUUAUGCUCACAAUGAUAUAGAUGAUGUCGAAGAGACUCACUACAUGCCCAUUAUUGCAAAAGGUGGUGAGGAAGUUUGCAUGUUACUGGAUUCGUCUGCGGAAGCGGGUGGUCAAUGUUAUCCCCGCAUGAUCAAUCACUAUGACGAAAUGGAGGACGAACAGGAUGAUUUGGAUUACAUUAGUCCUACUUGUGACAAUAGUGAAUGGAUGGAGUUUGUGGGAUAUGAAACCUUGGAGGAUAUCCAAACUUCAUAUCAGCAUGCUUUGUUCAAUCGACACAAUGAGACUGGUGAUGUUUGCAUGGACAUUGAUGAGAUUGUCCAAAUUUGUUCUUCCUAUCGGCCCCAAUACCACGAAUACUCGGCCAAUUAUGCAGCUCGCUUUUUGGACUCGGUCAAGAGGGUUCUCUUUGUGGGAGGUGGUGAUUCCAUGCUGUUGCACGAAGCACUCAAAUACAAGAAUUUGGAAAAGGUGGUCGGCUUGGAGUUGGAUCAAGUGAUUACCAGAAAGUCAUUCAAGUAUUUCCAUACCCAACCACAUUUUGACGACGACCGUGUCGAGUGGUGGUUUGGUGAUGCUACCAAGAGUCUUUUGCUUCUGUCCAAAGACUAUUGGCAAUCCUUUGAUUUGGUGCUGGUGGAUUUGUCAGAAACUGCCAUGGCCCUGUCCGUCACGACAGAACUUGAUGUCUUUGCGGCAUUGGCACUCUUGCUCAAGCCAGAAGGAAUCAUGGUCAAGAACGAGUUAUACAUUGAUGAAAUGAGUGAUGUCUUUGAUUACACGGUGCAAAUUAAGUAUGAUUCUCCCAAGAUUUGUAGCCAAAUCAUGGCAUUGGGUUCCAAUCGUGCCGAUUUCUUUCACAAGUUACAAACGGAUCAUGGAGUUCACAAUUAUCUAUUGGAUCCUGUCGACGAGAUUGAAGAUAGAUUCGAGUACAUGCAUGACUACCGAAAGAACAAUGCCCGUGCCGACGGAAAGUGCGACUCCCUUCCACAAGCCAAAGAUGUUGCAGAACAAGGUCGUAGUGCAGGAAUUUUACAUGUAUUGGAUAUUGAAGACGUCAAGGGGGAAGUGCGCCUGGAUGAAUCCAUUGCCGACGCUGUGAAAAAGGCCGGCUUGAAACAUGUGUCGACCCAAACCUCUACAAGUAAGUCGACUUUGCUGGCCGCUGUCAUCCUGGAAGAAGGAUACGUCUUGGCGCGCCAUUGGACGGACCGCAACUAUGUCGCUAUUGACGUGAAUUUGUGGGGAGCCUUUCAUGCAUUUGAUGAGUUACAAACACUUCUAUUGGCGGCUUUCAAUUCAAAGUCUCUUUCCGCGUUCCGAGUAGUCGUGGGAGGAAUGUACGGAUCAUCAACAUGGCGAGAAGACCAAGCAAAGAUUGGUCCUCAGAUUGUUCAGUUUCGAAAUUGUGAUGAAAAGGCAACCAUUGAGUCAUCAGAUCAGGCAGUGGUGGUUUCAGGGCUGACAGAAGCUGCCGUUGAGGAAUUUUUGAAGAUUGCACCAUCAAACAGCUCAUCCUUGACAGUUGGUAUCGUCUGUGGCUACGAGGAUGACGACGACUGCGCAAUCAAAGACAUUUUGGAUAAGUUACCUAUCGCCUCCAAGGUAGUUACUUUCUGGACAUGCCCUGGUUUGAAGCAUAUGCAUGUUAAUGAUGAGGAGGACGAGGAAGAGGACGACUUGAGUCCUGAGCAGUUGUCACACAUGUUUGUAUGCGAGAAGGCUAUGAUGGCUAAAUUGAAAGAACUGAAGGAAAAUGAUAAAAAUUUGGAUGCUUUUGCGUUAGAUGGAUCUGUAACACGCGAAAUGAUCCAGAUUUUCAACAGUAUCUGGGGCAUUGCCAAGUUCAGAGAAUGGUACACGAAUCCCAACCAGAACCUUUUCUUCGGCAUGUCAUUCAAGAGUGAUGAAGUAGAGCACUCUAUCCACCACAACUUUCUCGAUCGGUAUCGAAGAGAUGUCCGGUACGACCCGGCGGCUCAUGCCAAGUUUCUGGCCCAAGACGGGAACAUUGAAAUCGAAUUUGACGUUGUGACUGUUGGGGAUAACUCUAUUUUCCAAAGCCUCGCAACUGCAGAGGGCAAUAUCAAAUCGCGACUAGAGGGCAAAAAUGCUGAUAUUGAACUCGUUAGAAUCAAUGGCGCGCAGUGGAACUAUCGGGAGGAACUACAGCCGAGAGAGUUUUCGCAGGCAGACUACGAUGAGGAGCCUGGAAAACUGCAGUACAGCGAACAAGAGCCUUUCGGAAGAGAAACAUUGCUUCAAUUUGAUUUCAAGGAUGAUGUGACGAUGCCUUCUCUUGACAUCUUUGCAUCGCAACUGAAAGAAGCGUUGCCGAAAGCUGGUUUCACCGAGAUCGAAUAUCGCGUUGAUCACAGCGUCGGUGAAGGUGGCGUGCUUUCCUACGUUGCCAAAGAGGGGAGCGUGAUUAUUGUUUGGGACGGAAGAUUACAUGUGGACGUGAAUCUUUUCCGAUUUGACGACAGAGUGGAGCUGGCGGACUCUUUCUUGAAUUUGUUUCUUGCAACGAGUGGUCGCAUACUGACUCUUGGUCUACGUGACGAUUUCCCGCGAGGUACAGGGCGAGUCGUGAACUUCCAGAACGACAUUACAGCUGAAUCAUCUUAG